AUGGCGUCUCCGGACCAUGAUGAGGAUAUUGCCGAAGGGGAUUUUUUGGAUGAGAGUGAUAUAAUAAAUGAGUAUGAUGUUGAUGAAGAAGAACUUCCUGACGCAGACGAGGAAGGUGGCUCUGAUGGAGAAGACGAUUCUGACGGGAUUGAUGAUUCAACACAUAUAUUCACUGGUCAUACAGGUGAACUGUACGCUGCUGCAUGUAGUCCAACAGAUGCUGCUUUAGUGGCAACUGGAGGUGGAGAUGAUAAAGGAUUUUUGUGGAAGAUUAAUCAAGGAGACUGGGCUUUUGAGUUGCAAGGUCACAUGGAGACUGUAUCCAGUUUAUGCUUCAGUGCGGAUGGACAAUUGCUUGCUUCCGGAAGCUUGGAUGGAAUUGUUAAAGUGUGGGACAUAGCCAGAGGCGAACUGAAGUGUACCCUUGAUGGUCCUAGCGGAGGCAUUGAGUGGGUCAGGUGGCAUCCAAAAGGGCAUUUAGUCUUGGCCGGUUCAGAGGAUUCCUCAAUCUGGAUGUGGAAUGCUGACAGAGCUGCUUAUCUGAAUGUUUUCAACGGUCAUGGGGGUAGUGUCUCAUGUGGCGAUUUUACACCUGACGGUAAAACAAUUUGUAGUGGUUCUGAUGAUGCAACUUUGAGAAUUUGGAACCCAAAAACUGCUGAAAUUAUCCAUGUUGUUAGAGGUCAUCCUUAUCAUACUGAAGGGCUCACAUGCUUGACUAUAAACUCCGACUCUACUCUUGUGCUUAGUGGUUCGAGUGACGGCUCUGUUCAUGUUGUCAAUAUAUCAAGUGGAAGGGUUGUCAUUUCUUUGAGCGCCCACUCAGAUUCAGUCGAGUGUGCUGCCUUUGAACCAAGGGCAGCUACAGGUGGCAUGGAUAAGAAGCUCAUCAUCUGGGAUCAACAUUCUUCACCUCGUUGCAUAUGCGACCAUGAGGAAGGAGUCACAUGUUUGGUGUGGCUUGCUGGCUGUAGAUAUGUAGCCACUGGUUGUCUUGACGGGAAAGUACGAUUGUGGGACAGUCUCUCGGGGGAUUGUGUCAAAACAUUCAGAGGGCACUCAGAUGCCAUUCAGUCUAUAGCUUUGUCUUUGAGUGGCGAUUAUUUAGUAUCAGUUUCGAUCGAUGGUACAGCUCGGGUGUUUGAGAUAGCUGAGUUCAAGUGA
Messenger RNA from Striga hermonthica, 1164 nucleotides. The record is from the annotation of a GenBank genome assembly. NCBI's taxonomy places the organism in Eukaryota, Viridiplantae, Streptophyta, Magnoliopsida, Lamiales, Orobanchaceae.